UGACACGGGCACAGCCCGUGCUCUCUAACGUGCCGGCGCCGCUUUUGCCAACACAAGUCACAGACCUGUUCAGCAUAAAUGUAUAAAAGCGUUUCCUUCCCUUCCUUCAUCGACGAUCAGCCUUGUUGCCAUGUCGUUGUUCACCUCAAUCGCUGCGACUGUCUCCCUCUUACUUUUAGGCAAACUCGUAUUCAGUUUGCUGCAAUUUUGGAUCGCUCCAUAUUUGUCCCCUUUACGCAAAUUACCUGGACCGCCUGCAAAGCAUUGGUAUUUCGGAUGGACAACGCCAGAUGUGAUGUUUGGCCUGAGUGCCAACAUCUCCCAAAAGCAUGAAGAAUACGGUACUGUAUUCUAUGGAAGAGGCAUUCAUCGUGUGCCAACUUUAUAUAUUGCUGAUGAAGUGGCGGCAAAUUACGUUUUUCAAAAUCAAUUCUCCUCAAACAAUCCAGAGCUUUUCCGUCAAGUGCCUUUUUUGGUUCGAGCAGCCCGUGCCUACUUUGGCUCAACAAUCUUGGGCGUAGAGGAAGAUGUUCAUCGCAGACAAAGGAGAGCAAUGCUACCUGCAUUCACUGAAUCUUCUGUUCGACAAGCAAGCCCGGUGAUGUAUGAGGUCACACAAGAUUUGAUGGAUUUGAUGCGCAAAGAUCUGGCAGGCAAAGCAGAAUAUACGCAAACUGAUGCAUUAAUCUACGUCAGAGAUGCUACGCUCGAUAUAAUGGGAAGAGCAGGAUUUGGACGAGAUCUUGGUGCAUUGAACAAAAAGACGACGAAACUGAACAAAACGUUCCAUGGGCUUGUUGCGAUGCUCACAUCUCCUUCGUACUAUGCUUUAUUGCGCUUUCGUAUUCCUUGGAUACGCUAUAUAGGCAAAUAUGUCUCCGAAGAGGAAGUAAGAUUCCGAGAGUUCCGCAAGGGUAUUGAGGAUCAUGCGGAUGAUUUGGUCAAGACUGCAGAACAUGAAACCAAAUCUGGAUAUGCUGAAGAGGAUCGCAAUGUUUUGCGUUUGAUCAAGCGCAAUUCUGCGAAUGGUUUCAGUGAUAAGGAAUUGCGAGAAGCAGUUCCGAUUAUGCUAUUGGCAGGUUAUGAGACAAGCGCAACUACGAUCGCAUGGGCAAUUCAUGUGUUAAGACGGGAUGUUGAAGGUUUAAAGAGGCAAGCAAGACUUCGAGCUGAGCUAAACGCAGACGAAUUCCAAGGAUGGCAAAGCGACUUCAGUGUUCUUAAUGGAAUGCCUUAUUUGGACGCAGUAUGUACGGAAGUUUUGCGCUUGUAUCCCGCAAUAGCAUCCAUCAAUCGAAUUUGCUGGCAAGAUACAGUCAUUCCGUUGAGUCGUCCGAUCACUCUGCGUGACGGUACGACGACAGAUAAAGUCCCAAUCAAAAAGGGUGAAUACAUCUACAUUAGUGCUGCAAGCGUCAACCGAAAUGCAUCUGUCUGGGGAAAGAAUGCAAAUGAAUUUCUUCCUGAACGUUGGUUACGUGAUGACCACAUCUACUUCGAUGCAAGUCUUGUAUCAAACAACAACAGUCAACUUGGCGGAUGGAAUCGUUUGAUGACUUUUGGACAAGGACUGCGAAUGUGUUUGGGAUUCCGAUUUGCAUUAGCAGAAUUCAAGAUUCUUUUAGCUUAUUGUAUCGCUAAUUUUGACUGGCAAGCUGCGAUCGAUGCAAAGAGCGGAAAAUCUGUUGAGAUUGAAUCCCGUGGUCAAAAUAUCAACAAGACGGCAAUUAAAGGUGCAGAGAGGAACCAAUACUCUCUUCCUGUACUCGUGAAAGAAAUUAAAUGAUUCAAAUUCGGCUUAUCAAGAUGUAUUCGGUAUUACUUUCGGUGUAAAUGUAUCCCAACAAAUGCCGUACAUGUUUUCCUUGUAGCAUAUACUUUGUCUAUCUUUAGAUCAAUUUGAAAGAACCUUUUUCCAUCUAUUGACCCCGCAACUUUCACAAAUUGAUCGCCGCGAAUUGGAAGCCCGUUUUUAUUCGAGGCAGAAUAUCAGUAUCUUGAACGGUGUCAAGGUACAAGGCACAUUUCACUUAGCGCCGAAAGGCUGCAUAACAAACAAAGUGUGGGGGCCAUGCGAAAAGUUCCCACAUAGAACGACGAGACAGAUUGG
This is a messenger RNA of Meira miltonrushii, 2110 nucleotides long. Its product is annotated as cytochrome P450. The coding region runs from base 131 to 1786 and encodes 551 amino acids. The transcript has a single exon. Gene Ontology annotation, molecular function: monooxygenase activity; oxidoreductase activity, acting on paired donors, with incorporation or reduction of molecular oxygen; heme binding. The record is from RefSeq and is a predicted model, not a curated record. NCBI's taxonomy places the organism in Eukaryota, Fungi, Basidiomycota, Exobasidiomycetes, Exobasidiales, Brachybasidiaceae.